Mya arenaria is the source of this 399-nucleotide messenger RNA. RefSeq lists its product as uncharacterized. Bases 9 to 380 code for a protein of 123 amino acids. The record is from RefSeq and is a predicted model, not a curated record. NCBI's taxonomy places the organism in Eukaryota, Metazoa, Mollusca, Bivalvia, Myida, Myidae. The transcript is spliced from 3 exons.
UCAAGAACAUGACCACUACAGCAAACAUGCUCCAGACAGGAUCUAGGUCAUUAGCAUGGUUAAAUGACAAGGCCACCAACAUCAAGGACACCCUUAUUGCUGCAAAUGGACGAAACAUGACUCGGCUUAUGUCAACUGAAUUAACAUCUGAAAGGAUGAAGACAGCAGCGGUUGUUGCCGCCUCAAUUGCCGUGCCCACCCUUGUGGCAGCCACAAGUCUGUAUGUGAGCUCCAUCGAUGCCCGUGAAUGCCUGCAUGAUGAUGAAAUGGGCUUCAUGACCCAGAUACGCAUGACCUUGGGCUUUUAUGUGCCCCCACCAUGCCCAGAGCCCACUUGGCUGGAGGCUGCAUCCGCCUUCAUCCAGGGGCUUUUCUUGUAGUUAUAUGGAAGAAUUUCAA